GGCUUCAAACGCGGAAUAUCCCCCCCUUCUUUCGUUCCAAUGAAGAUUCACAAUUCGCUCGAUGGUUCCGCCGGACGACGUCAUCCUCUCUGUCAUGGUCACGGUGGAGAUAAAGAAAUGUCGAAUAUCUUUGUAUAUGGAUCAGGCCCACAUUUCCGGACCUCGCUGUGUCUUUCAAGGUGCACCCGUGCAUAUUGCUCUUCCGUGCCGAUCUACAUGAUCUGUCUAAUAUUGCAUUGUUUGGGGACCAAGCACUUUGAUCUGUUUAGAAUCCACACAGACUAUUCCAAGAUGCCGUCUCAAAACGGCCUUCUGCUGUCACUAUCGCCGUGUAGUUUAUGCCUGGAUGAGGCUUUUGUUCACCUAACUUUAAAAAUACACGUGUGGUGCGCUAUGCGAUCCGAUUCCGUGCCUUCCUUCCCAGAGGUCGGUACUUGUCAUGAGCUCCGAAGCGAAGUAGCAUUGACGAAGCUGUGUGGGGGACCACUUGUCUUCGUCAUAUCGCCUAGGCAUUGCUUUCAACGUGCAACAGUUGGAAAAGUGCUGAACCUUCGUGUCAACAUGAUCAACCUUUGGAUGUAGUAAUUCAAACCAACCCCGCCACAGCUCUGCCUGCUCUUCCAAACGAAUUGACGGACACGUUCAUAUAUGAGCUGCGCCACGACGAGGAGUCUCUAUCGUCUUGCAUUCCCGUGUGCCAAUGUUGGGCGCGCCGAUCUCGUUCGCACCUCUUCAAACCAAUCACCCCGGACCCAAUCGUAUGCCCUGACGUCUCAUCAUUCCAUAAAUUUCCGCCGUACAU
Molecule: messenger RNA, 802 nt
Organism: Somion occarium
Lineage: Eukaryota; Fungi; Basidiomycota; Agaricomycetes; Polyporales; Cerrenaceae
Source: the annotation of a GenBank genome assembly